AUGAAUUCGUCCAACGGUCCCGUCAAAGAACAUGGAAAGCGUCGUGUCGCUUACUACUAUGAUUCAAACAUCGGCAAUUACUACUAUGGACAAGGACACGUAAUGAAGCCACACAGGAUACGGAUGACCCAUCAUCUAUUGCUGAACUAUGGUGUAUAUAGAGAUCUUGAAGUUUAUCGGCCGUUCCCAGCCACAUUCGAGGAAAUGACCCGCUUCCAUAGCGAAGAAUAUAUGAGCUUCUUGAAGUGCGCAAGUCCGGACAAUUUGAAGCUUUAUAAUAAACAAAUGCUAAAGUUCAAUGUUGGCGAGGAUUGUCCGCUAUUUGAUGGUUUGUAUGAGUUCUGUCAGCUGAGCAGCGGUGGAUCUUUGGCGGCAGCAGUCAAACUUAACAAAAGGAAAGCCGAUAUAGCUAUCAAUUGGAUGGGAGGUCUUCAUCAUGCGAAAAAGAGUGAAGCAAGUGGAUUUUGUUACACAAAUGAUAUUGUGCUUGGUAUACUAGAACUGCUAAAGUAUCAUAAAAGGGUACUUUACGUUGACAUUGAUGUACAUCAUGGAGAUGGUGUUGAGGAAGCAUUUUAUACCACUGAUCGUGUCAUGACCGUAUCAUUUCACAAGUACGGUGACUUCUUUCCAGGAACAGGCGAUCUCAAGGAUAUUGGUGCCGGUAAGGGGCGUCUUUAUUCGCUCAAUGUUCCACUGAAAGAUGGCAUCACUGAUGACGCAUAUCAGAGCAUCUUCAAGCCUGUGAUGACAAAAGUAAUGGAACGAUUCCAACCAUGCGCUGUUGUUCUGCAGUGUGGUGCUGAUUCAUUGAAUGGCGAUCGUCUUGGUCCAUUCAAUUUGACGCUGAGAGGUCAUGGAGAAUGUGUGAAGUUCUUCCGAGCACAGAAUAUCCCUUUGAUGAUGGUCGGAGGCGGUGGAUAUACUCCACGUAAUGUUGCUCGUUGUUGGACCUACGAAACCACGCUCGCAGUUGAUCGCGAGGUUCCCGAUGAUUCCUUCUUCCAGAACUACCUUAUAACGACUAUUUUGAAUACUUCGGCCCUAACUACCGUUUACAUAUUGAUCCUUCAAGUGCUACAAACGAAAACACACCAGACAGUCAUUCAAAACCUUGAGAAGCUUGCAUUCGCUCCAAGUGUCCAAAUGCAACCUGUACCCGAGGACGCUAUCAAAGUGUUGAACGACUCCAGCCUUGGCCAGGAUAUGGCAGAUCCUGAUGUCCGCUUGCAUAGAUCGAUUAUGGAUGGUGCAACACAGGAUGCUGGAGAGUUCUAUGAUGGCGAAAACGAAGGCGAUGAUCGACGAAAUGAGAGUAGUGCCAAAAGAGCCGCUGACAUGCCAGCACAGGAUCAAGUUGAAGCCAAAAAGAUGAAGACUGACGAACCAAAGGUCACACUAUGA
This is a messenger RNA of Haemonchus placei, 1404 nucleotides long. The record is from the annotation of a GenBank genome assembly. Lineage: Eukaryota; Metazoa; Nematoda; Chromadorea; Rhabditida; Trichostrongylidae.